AUGUGGUGGAUCCAAGGAAUUUUAUUCAGAGAAGAAGAAAACAACAAAAAGAUGUUGGGUGUAUCGCUGCGGGACGAGGUCGUCUUCUCCGGCGGGAAAGCUCUUCUUCUCCGCGGGACGAGGUCGUCUUCUUCUGCGGGACAGCUCGUAUUCUCCGGCGGGACGAGGUCGUCUUCUCCGGCGGGACAACUCGUAUUCUCCGACGGGACGAGGUCGUCUUCUCCUGCGGAUUUGAGAGGCAUGGUCGGCUUUGAAAGGCGUCGACUGGCACUGGCGUUCACGAGUAUCGGCCGGUGCGGAGCGGUGAACGGUGUCGGACUGCGGCGGCGCUCUGUGGAGUUGCCGGUAGCUGUCAGGCUUUGA
Molecule: messenger RNA, 363 nt
Organism: Striga asiatica
Lineage: Eukaryota; Viridiplantae; Streptophyta; Magnoliopsida; Lamiales; Orobanchaceae
Source: the annotation of a GenBank genome assembly